Diachasma alloeum is the source of this 1384-nucleotide messenger RNA. RefSeq names its product thymidylate synthase (gene Ts). The record is from RefSeq and is a predicted model, not a curated record. Gene Ontology annotation, biological process: dTMP biosynthetic process. Bases 91 to 999 code for a protein of 302 amino acids. Gene Ontology annotation, molecular function: thymidylate synthase activity. Gene Ontology annotation, cellular component: cytosol; mitochondrion. The transcript is spliced from 4 exons. Lineage: Eukaryota; Metazoa; Arthropoda; Insecta; Hymenoptera; Braconidae.
GAAGGCGCGAAAUAGACUCCAACAGAGACCACUAACCUUGCGGAACGCCAAAAAAUCUUGCGAAACGUAGUUCGAUCACGAUCAAGAAUAAUGGCACAGACAAACGAAAAAAUUAAGAACGGGGUAAAUAGUGAACACGAGGAGUAUCAGUACUUGAGACUGAUCGAAAAGAUUAUUGCCACAGGGGCAAAGAAGAUGGAUCGCACAGGGACCGGUACUUCUGCGCUUUUCGGGACUCAGAUGCGAUUCAGUCUGAGGGAUGGAAUUUUCCCACUUCUCACCACGAAAUCGGUCUUCUGGAAGGGAGUAGUGGAAGAACUCCUCUGGUUCAUCAGUGGAUCCACAAACGCCCACGAAUUAUCAAAGCGAGGAGUGAAAAUCUGGGACGCCAACAGCUCACGUGAAUACUUGGAUGCUUACGGCUUCAAGGACCGUGAGGAGGGUGAUCUAGGGCCAAUCUAUGGGUUUCAGUGGAGACACUCUGGUGCCAAGUACACUAACAUGCAUGCAGACUACACUGGACAAGGCAUCGAUCAACUCGAGGAGGUGGUGAACAAGCUGAGGCACAAUCCGGACGACCGAAGGAUCAUAAUCUGCGCCUGGAACCCAGCAGACAUUCCCAAAAUGGCUCUUCCACCCUGCCACUGCCUCGUCCAGUUCUUCGUUGCUGACGGAGAGCUCUCCUGUCACCUGUACCAACGAAGCGCAGACAUGGGCCUCGGGGUGCCCUUCAACAUCGCCUCCUACUCACUGUUGACGUAUAUGCUGGCACACAUAUCUAAUCUGAAGCCUGGAGAAUUCGUCCACACUAUGGGGGAUUGCCAUGUCUAUUCAAACCACAUCGAGCCCCUGCAGAUACAAUGCCAGAGGGCCCCGAGGCCAUUCCCCACCCUGAAAAUCACCAGAGAUGUGAAGGAAAUCGAUGACUUCCUGGCUUCUGAUUUUAAAUUAAUUGGAUAUGAUCCUCACCCCAAAAUCCCCAUGAAAAUGGCUGUCUAAGUAGUUUAAGAAGCUUCUCGGUCAUCUGUGAUUCAGAGAGACUAAUCUAUGGAUAUUUCAUUCAGAAUAUGUAUUAAUUCCGUUGAGAAGUGAUGAACCGUUGUAAUUGUAAUCACAACUUUUAACUGAUUUUUCACGUCUGAGUGUACUAUUUCGCUUCUAAUGAUGUUACGUAGGUCUAAACGCUUAAAGAGAAUUAAAUUUAAGGAUAUAAAGUCUCAGGAUCUGGAAAAUCAGUAUUUGCCUAUAAAAACCAGUGAAUUCCACUAGGAUAAAUGUAAAGGGAUAAUUCGGAGGACAACUACCAGAAUUAUUCAGAAAUCACAAAUGUCUUAGGAAUAACUUUUACUUUAUUUACCCUAAUAAAAAUUAUAUUCUCGAUAAA